CCUCUUGCCUCCUCCUGCUCCCUGGUCAAGGCCAGGGCCCCCGAGGUGGACUUCGAGGGGGCCUCGGCCCGUCGGGUGGCAGUGGCGGCUCGGGAUCUCGCCGUGCCUUCUGCUCCCCCCUCUGCUCCUCCGGCCCUCCCCUCGCCCCUGCUGCUCCGCCCUGGCCCGAGCCGCCGCGAUGAUCGGCGGACUCGCGGCCGGGACCGGCAAAGUGCGGAACCUGUUCUCUUCGUCUGGCAGGGACGGCGCCGUGGAGCUGAUCGAGGAGGAGGGUUGCGGCGGCCCGAGGGGCACGGCCCCAACGGACACGUCGUGGCUCUCCUUCCGCCGGCAGCCCGCGGAGGCCGCCGACGCCGCGCCCGCCGACGGCCCGCGGGCGCCGGGCGCCGGCGCGGCGGAGGCUGGCACGCCGUGGAGCCAGGCGCAGAGCGUCCGGGAGCAGCUGCAGGCAGAGCUGCGGCGCGAGAAGCCCGCGCCGCUCUCCGGCGACCCGCCGGCCAGCCCCGCGGCGCCGGCGGCGGAGGCGGCGGUGGCGUGCAAGGAGCGGCCGCGGGACCGCAGGAAGAAGGAGAAGAAGGAGCGCGAGGACAAGAGUCCCUUCACCCCCGUGCAGAGCCCGCAGCCGGAGCCCGCCAAGGCCCUCGGUGGCUUCGACGCGGCCGCCCCGCACGCCGGGGCGCUGCGGCCAGGGGCGGCGCGGAGCCCACUGCCGGAGCCCGCCAGGCCUUUCGGCGGCUUCGCCGCGGCCGCUCCGAGUGUCGGGCUGCGGCCUGGGGCGGCGCCGGAGACCGGCACCAGCUGGGCGAUGUCGCCCACGGCGCGUGCGGGCCCGUCGCCGGUGGCAGAGGAGCCGAGCCUGUGGCCAGCCCCCGCGAGCCAGUUCGACGAGGCCAUACUCGCGGCGCUGGUGGCCCUCCCCGCGGCCUCGCUGGUGGGCCUGCUGCGGCGGCUGUGGGAGAAGCGCCCUGCCGAGGUGGCCGCCGCGAUCGGCGCCCCCGAGAAGGCCGAGGACCAGCCCGCCCGCCAGAGCCUCAAGGCCACCGGCUUCGAGGAGCUGCAGCCCUGGGCCAGCGGGGGCGCCCCAGCCGACGGCGCCGCUGACGCCGCGUGGGCCUCGCGCCCACCGACGCCCUCGGCGGCCCGCGCGCGGGGCGAGCCGGGC
Messenger RNA from Prorocentrum cordatum, 1162 nucleotides. Lineage: Eukaryota; Dinophyceae; Prorocentrales; Prorocentraceae. The record is from the annotation of a GenBank genome assembly.